AUGUUACCCUUCUACCUCCUGGCAACCUGCUUCGCAGGCUUUGUUUCUGUGCAGGGCCAGUCCACCUCUGCUUUCAACCCUGCUCGUCCGCCGGCUCUCCCCCUUGCCGUCAAGUCACCUUACCUCAACACCUGGCUGAAUGCCGGCAGUGAUGGCGGCAACGGAGGCUACCUUGCCGGCCAAUGGCCGGUGCACUGGAGCAACCAAAUCACCGGGUGGGCCGGUAUGAUCAGAGUUGACGGAACCGCCUACAAGUGGAUGGGCGACCCUCUGGCCGCCGAGGGCCCAGCCGUGGUCACGCAGAACUCCUAUGAGUACACUUCUACCAGAAGUAUUUUCAACAUGGACGUCGAUGGCAAAGUUGCUAUGAACAUCACCUUCCUCUCGCCCAUCACCCCUGAUGACUUCCAACGGCAAUCUUUGAUUUUCUCCUACCUUAAUGUCGAGGUCACGUCAAUCGACGGCGCGGAGCACGACGUGCAGCUCUACUCGGACAUUACCGCAGAGUGGGUCACUGGUGACCGGAGCCAGAUUGCUGAGUGGGAGUACGACACUGCAGAUGGUUUGGCGUACCAUAAAGUGUACAGGCAGACGCAGCAAGCCUUCUCCGAAAAUGCGGAUCAAGCCGAAUGGGGCAACUGGUACUAUGCGACUGACGCGGUUGAUGGCAUGACUUUCCAGUCUGGCGUUGACAACGACGUCCGUGGAGCAUUUGCAGCCAAUGGCACGUUGCCAAACACCAAGGACACCAACUUCCGUGCUGUGAACAGCGACUGGCCCGUCAUGGCUUUUGCUGUGGAUCUCGGCUCUGUCAACUCCAACGCCGUCAACACCCUGUUCACUCUCGGCCUCUGCCAGCAGGAUGCCGUCCAAUUCGCUGGCUCGGAUGGCUAUCUUCCCCGUCCUUCCCUGUGGACCGACUACUUCAGUGAUGAUGUCGCAGCGCUCAGCUUCUUCCACAAGGACUACAGCACUUCUUCCGACAAGUCUACCGAGCUGGACAACAAGAUUUCCAGUGAUGCCAUUGCUGCCGCCGGCCAAAACUACCUCACCAUCACUUCGCUGUCUGUCCGCCAAGUGUUUGCCUCUAUCCAGCUCGUCGGCACCCAGGACAAACAAUGGAUUUUCCUGAAGGAAAUCUCGAGCAAUGGUAAUAUGAAUACUGUUGACGUCAUAUUCCCUGCUCAUCCACUGUUCCUCUACACCAACCCCGAGCUGUUGAAGUUGGUCUUGGCACCAUUGUUCGAAAAUCAGGAAUCCGGCGCGUACCCCAACGACUACGCCAUACAUGAUAUGGGCGCUCAUUACCCGAACGCCACCGGGCAUCCCGACGGUGACGACGAGCCAAUGCCCCUGGAGGAGUGCGGCAACAUGCUUAUCAUGGUGUUGGCGUACUACCAGCGUACCCAGGACCUUGACUACUUGAACACGCACUACGAUAUCCUUCGUCAGUGGACCACGUUCCUGGUUGACGAGGCUCUGUACCCCAACAACCAGCUUUCAACCGAUGACUUUGCUGGUACCCUUGCCAACCAGACGAACCUGGCCCUCAAGGGCAUCAUUGCCAUCGAGGCCAUGUCUAAGAUCGCCGACCUGACCAGCCACGCCGACGAUGCUUCCACAGACCAUGACACCGCGACAAACUACAUCGCCGAAUGGCAGAAGCUUGCUGUGGUUGCAGAGAGCGGUGACACGCCUGCACACACCAACCUCGCAUACGGCGAUGCGGGCUCUCACGGCCUGCUGUACAACCUGUACGCCGACAAGGAGCUUGGCCUGGACCUCGUGCCGCAGGAGAUCUACGAGCAGCAGAGCGCCUUCUACCCGACGGUCGAGCGCACCUACGGCGUCCCGCUCGACACGCGCAACUCGUACACCAAGACCGACUGGGAAUUGUUUGUCGCCGCCAUCGCCUCGGCAGAGACCCGCGACAUGUUCCACGCCGACGUCGCCAAGUGGAUCAACGAGACCCCGACAAACCGUGCAUUGACCGACCUCUACGAGACGGAGACUGGAGACUACCCGAGCGGUAUCACCUUCGUCGCGCGCCCGGUCAUGGGCGGCACGUUCGCGUUGCUGGUGCUGUGA
Diplodia corticola is the source of this 2088-nucleotide messenger RNA. RefSeq names its product glutaminase. The record is from RefSeq and is a predicted model, not a curated record. The transcript has 8 exons. Bases 1 to 2088 code for a protein of 695 amino acids. Gene Ontology annotation, biological process: carbohydrate metabolic process. Lineage: Eukaryota; Fungi; Ascomycota; Dothideomycetes; Botryosphaeriales; Botryosphaeriaceae.